Seminavis robusta is the source of this 1362-nucleotide messenger RNA. The record is from the annotation of a GenBank genome assembly. NCBI's taxonomy places the organism in Eukaryota, Bacillariophyta, Bacillariophyceae, Naviculales, Naviculaceae.
AUGCCGAAAGUCAAGGAAGGAAAGAAGAAAAAGCCCAGCGCCAAGUACAAGAAGGCUCCGGAUGCCCCGAAACGUUUCAAGUCGGCUUUCAUUAUCUUUUCUGCCGAAAAGCAUAAGGAGAUCAAGAAGCGGCUGGAGGAAGAGGGCCGCCCCGAAAAGACCACGGACAUUGCCAAACUAGUCUCCGAGAGUUGGAAGCAGUUGCCCCCGGAGGAACGUGAAAUAUGGGAGGGCAAGGCCGAGGAAGACAGAGCCAGAUAUGAAGCAGAAAAGGCCAACUACAAGGGACCUUGGAAGAUCCCAGCCCACAGCAAGCGCUCCUCCAAAGACCCGUCUGCCCCAAAGCGGCCCAUGAGUGCCUUCCUCGCCUAUUCAAAUAGCCGUCGAGCAGAGCUCAAGCGAAAGAAUCCAAAGGCUACCAAUGCAGACCUUUCAAAGAUGUUGUCAAAGUCAUGGAAAGAGUUGCCACCCACGGAAAGGGCUGUCUAUAUGGAAGAGGAGGCAGGACUCCGCGCCAAGUACAAGCAAGACAUGGCUGUUUGGCGCAAGAAGGCUGCCAAACAAAAGAAGGCGGAAAGAGUGGAACGAGAAGAGCUUGAGCCUCCGGCCAUGGCUCAACCGGCAAUAAGCGAGGAAAUUCCCGCUGAAGAUCCUGCUGUUCAUCAGAUGCAGCAGCAACAGCAGCAACUCAUGGAACAAAUGCAGCAGCAGCAGCAAGAUCAGUUCAUGGGAAAUGGCAUGGGAAUGGGAGGCGGAAUGAAUGCUGGUGGAAAUGGAGGUGACCCCAUGGGGGCCAUGCAUCAGAUGGGUCAGAUGGACCCACAUCAGGCUUUGAUGCAGCAGCAGCGAGAAAUGCUUGCGGCGCAAGUUGGAGCCGGUGGAGACCCUUCCGGGGGACUUGGCGGCAUGGGAGGCGAUCCCAAUGCAGCGAUGGCUCAACAGAAUAUGAAUGCGAACGCAGCAUUCUUUGGAGGUGGAAACAACCCCUACGCUCUUCAGGCAGCCGGUCUCGGAGGAGGUUUUGGUGGCGCAAUGGGGGCGGCUGCGUUUGGUUUGAACUCGGCUUCUGCGGCCGCAAAUCCUUACUUGGCAAACGCCUUGGCCAAUCAGGCUGCGUACAUGCAAGGCCAGGCCGGCAACCUUUCCGCUUUGAUGGGGCAAAAUUUGAUGAAUCCAGGCGUCAUGGGUCAAUUCCAAAACAACCAAGGGCUGAACCAGGGCAUGCAGCAAGGCAUUCCCCAGGGUCUCAAUCAGGGACUGAACCAAGGUCUCAACCGGGGCAUGCAGCAAGGCCUCUACGGAAACAACCUCGGAGGAGGAUAUGGUGGUGGUGGUGGUCUAGGCAAUAUGGAGGGAAACUGA